Lactuca sativa (garden lettuce) is the source of this 1248-nucleotide messenger RNA. RefSeq lists its product as uncharacterized. The record is from RefSeq and is a predicted model, not a curated record. NCBI's taxonomy places the organism in Eukaryota, Viridiplantae, Streptophyta, Magnoliopsida, Asterales, Asteraceae.
AUGGAUAAGGAUGUUGAUGCAUGUAUGGAGAAAUUAAACAAAAUGGAAUGGGGAGAAGAAGAUGAAAGACACAAGACCGCUCUUUUGCUAUUUGGUGAAAGUGCUGAUGUUCAAAAAGUUUGGUCAAGUAUGGUUUCUGAUGGUGAAGUUGUAGCUUUUCUUCUACUUGUGUUUUAUUGGUUGAGGUCAAACCGACGCAGACUAAUCAAAAUUCAUAGAAUUAGAGAAAACGAUUCAAGCGGGUAUGCGUAUACGCAAGAUUUGAUGUACGGAGACCCUACACAAUGUUUCGAUAUGAUGCGUCUUACACAAGAGGCAUUUGCACUAUUAUGCAACCAUUUUACCGAAAAAAAUUGGUUGCAAGCUAGUAGGACAAUAAGCAUUGAAGAGAAGAUGGCUAUCUUCUUACAUGUUAUAGGACAUAAUGAACGUUUUCGCGCAGUUAAGGGAGGAUUUCAUCACUCCACACAAACGAUUCAUCAAUGUUUUCAUGAGGUCCUAACAGCAAUGAUGUGUUUUGCAAAAGAAAUUAUAGCACCAACAACUCCUAAUCCAACAAGACAUAACUCGGAACGGCAUAGACGGUUAAAAAAUAAUUUUUCCAGAGCAAUAGGUGCAUUAGAUGGAACUCUUGUACAUGCGGUUGUACCCGUUGAUCAACAAACUUGUUAUAGAGGAAGAGGAAAAGGAGAAUGUUUUCAAAAUGGUAUAGCACAUGAUUCAAGAGUUUUGAAAGAACUUGCAUUUAAUUCGACUUCUGGAUUUCCAUUUCCUCCACUAGAUAAAUAUUACCUUUGUGAUGUCGCAUAUACAAACACUCGUGGGUUUAUGGCUCCAUAUCGCAAUACUAGGUAUUGGUUAGCCGAUUUUCGAAGAGGCAGACCUUUAACUAGAGAAGAAAGGUUCAAUAAUGCUCAUGCACAACUUAGAAAUGUUAUUGAGCGUGCUUAUGGUGUAUUGAAGGCGAGAUUCCCAAUCUUAAAACAAAUGGCUCCUUAUCCUUUUACAGUGCAAAGAGACAUAGUCAUUGCUUGUGUUGCGAUCCAUAAUUUUAUAAGGAAAUACAAUAUAGAAGAUGAAUUGUUUAGAAAUUUUGAGGAGGACACCAUGGUUACUCCUGACGUCCAAGGUAGGGGAAUUGAUAGAGAAAACAUACAAGGCAUAGAAUGGGGUCCAGAAGCCGUUGAAUAUAUGCGUGUUUUGCGUGAUCAGAUUGCAAAUCGACUACUUUCACCUACUUUACAUUAA